AUGCUCUUCUCAUUGCUCUUGCUCUGUCUCAUAAACUGUUUGUCGCUCGCUUUUGGCCAAGACGGAAUCUAUCGAAAACAUGACUUUGGAGUACGAAGCGUUUUCUACGAGCUGAGAGCCACGGGUACCGCUAGCUGCCCUCAGCAUGGCAUCUUCACAUUCGAUGGCUCGAUCCAAGCUCUCAUCGUUGCUGACCUUUACAACCUGAAGCAAAAGCCCGUCCAGCGUGAGACGAUUACCACCUAUCUUACGUCUCUGCCGCUCAUGUCGAGCACAGAGGGCAACGCGGGCUCGCUCGUUGCCCAAGGUGCAAUCAAGGAUGAUACUGGUAGAAUCACUGGCGGCAAGUUCUCGUUCGUCGUAGGCGCAACAGACACGCAGAUGUGGCCAGUCAAAGAUCGACAAUGCUGCAAAGCACACGUUCGUUUCAACGUCACCCUCGGCGUGACAGACGCCUAUCUGUCGCCCGAUGACAAGGCCGACAGCUGGAUCGAGUGUGGCCAGGAAAUCACCGGCGAGCCUCACUGCACGCCUGGCAGAACAGAGAGAGCCUAUUGCAGCGAGCCUGCUCGCCUCGUCAGCGCCGUACCAACCGUGGCAGCUGACUUGCCUUUCGUACGCACGUAUCAGAUACGCUACGAAGCGGACGCCAAGUGUAACACGCCUAUAAGAGGAGGUUUCUUGAGCGAAUUUCUCGAUACCAAGAUCCGCCCGCUGUAUUCCACCAUUGUGCUCGUCGGAAGAGGCAGUGCGCCUGGGGAGCCGCGUUGGUGGCGACCCUCACAGAUCUCGUUUGGAUUAUUGAGGAUCAAUGUCGUCCCGAUGGACCUCUUCAUCGGCACCGAUGACAUCUUCUUUGACUUCCUCGUUCGCUUCAGGGACUUCGGAGAGAAUCAGGUUGCGUGGCCGGACGAAGUCAGAUCGUGUUGCGAUCCAGUCACCGAGGUCCAAGUUCGCCUCUUCUACACUCGUCAACAUGCUUCGUGGUCGGCACUCCCAAAUCGCUUGAUGUUCGCUGCCUGUUUUCCGAGCCCUCAAGCUAGACGAGCGCCUCGACGCGCUUGCAAGCUGAGAUUCAUCACGCCCGCUGACUUUCCUUGCCUUGAUAUAAAGACGCUGCUUUUCGUGGUCACACACAAUGUGAGCGGCGAGAAGGACCAGCCAUGUCCUCCUGAGCAACAAUCGUGA
Molecule: messenger RNA, 1188 nt
Organism: Mixia osmundae IAM 14324
Lineage: Eukaryota; Fungi; Basidiomycota; Mixiomycetes; Mixiales; Mixiaceae
Exons: 6
Coding region: 1-1188 (395 amino acids)
Source: RefSeq, a predicted model, not a curated record